AUGUCUUCCCUUUUGAUGAGCGCUGCAAGUGGCGGCAUCUUCGGUGCCGCUUUGGCUGCAUCGGGAGUAUAUUCGCCCUCUGUCAUCAUCACACAACUCCAGCUGGGCAAUUUCCAUAUGAUGAAGAGCUUCAUCGCUGCCAGCGCUUGCAGUGCGUUGAUCGUUUACUGGGCGAAUCGAGCAAAGUACGCCAAACUCUCGCCUCGGUCGGACUCGUCGUACGGCUGGUUCAUGAAAUACGAUGCAAACCUCAUUGGCGGACUUUUGCACGGUAUCGGCAUGGCCUUGACUGGCGCCUGUCCAGGCACUGUCCUUGUGCAGCUGGCGAUGGGUGUGAAAUCUGCACCGGCCGUUGCCGCUGGCUGUAUCUUGGGAGCGAUAGCCUUUGUCAAGUCGGCGCAGCAUAUCAAACGAACGACACCUGCGACCGCCUCAGCCGGUCCUGCUCCGCAUUCUGUGCAGGAGAAGCUCGGCCUGUCCACCAACUCGAUGAUUCUCUUGUAUGAGACACUGUGUCUCGUCAUGAUCGGUGCUGCAACGUACCUGGGACCUACUAGGGAUUACUGGCUCAACCCUAUCAUCGGUGGCCUUCUCAUCGGCGUGGCGCAAGCGACCUCGGUCCUGUUUACUCGGAAGACCCUGGGUGUAUCGGGUGCCUAUGAAGAUAUUGGAAAGUAUAUCUGGAGUGUCGUGGACGGGACCGCAGGGCCUGGCUUGUCAAAUAUCGUCUUCGCCAGUGGUGUCAUCGGCGGCGCAAAAAUCAUUUCGCAAUUCAUACCGGCAGCGUCUGAGGCGGGAGGGCCAGUCAUCAACCCCCUUGCCGCUCUUGUUGGGGGGUUCACCAUGAUAUUCGGCGCGAGAAUGGCCGGUGGAUGUGCCAGUGGACACGGCAUCUCCGGCAUGGCCACCAUGGGCUUGAGCAGCUACAUCACCGUAGCCGGCAUGUUUGGAGGCGGCAUUAUCUGGACUCUGCUGUUUCGAUAG
Messenger RNA from Fonsecaea nubica, 984 nucleotides. RefSeq lists its product as hypothetical. The coding region runs from base 1 to 984 and encodes 327 amino acids. Lineage: Eukaryota; Fungi; Ascomycota; Eurotiomycetes; Chaetothyriales; Herpotrichiellaceae. The transcript has a single exon. Gene Ontology annotation, cellular component: plasma membrane. The record is from RefSeq and is a predicted model, not a curated record.